AUGCCGAUAAUGAAUAAAAAGUGUGCAGUCUGGAAAUGUCAUAGACCCCCUGGAUCGGUAGCAGAAGUCUAUCAGGAAGAAGGUGACAAAGAAUUUACAAGAAAAGAAGUUUGUAACGCGAUAUACUUCUACACAGACGGAAUUCAUGUGAACUGUAAGGAUUUCCAGCUGAAUGCCAAGCUACACAGCAACAGGGCAACAGCUUAUUACCAUCUCGGGAAUUUCCACGAGGCCCUGAAUGAUGCAACGGCUGCCGUCAAUUUGGAACCAACUUUGAUUAAGGCCAUAGAAACAGGUGCAAGUGCUUGUGAGCACCUACAAUGUUAUGUUGACGCCAUAUCGUGGUGCGAGAAGGGAUUGGCAAUUGACAAGACUAACAAGACAUUACUAGAUUUACGAGCCAAGUGUGUUGGAGAUCGAGUUAAAUUACAAGAAGCAAAGAGCAAUCCCGAAACUCACUCUGUGAAGGGCCAGGAAAAUACCAACUCUUUACCGAAAACUACCAAAGAGCUGAAAACCAACGCAGGAGAAGGAACCUGUUAUAUCAACGUUUCAAAACAUCUGACAGGUUCCAAAAGAGCCAUCGAGUACCAUGAACGUCAUCUAAAACUUGCCAAAGAAGUGGAAGACAGGGCUGGAGAAGGAAAUUCAAAUGCUAAUCUUGACAACGCUUAUGACAGUCUGGGAGAUUUCAAAAAAGUUAUCGAGUAUCAUGAACUAGAUGUAAAAAUUCCCAAAGAAGUGGGGGACAGGGCUGGAGAAGGAAGUUCGUAUGGUAAUCUUGGCAACGCUCAUCACAGUCUGGGAGAUUUCAAAAAAGCCAUCCAGUUCCAUGAACGGCAUCUAAAAAUUGCCAAAGAAGUGGGAGACAGGGCUGGAGAAGGAAGUUCGUAUGCUAAUCUUGGCAACAUGUAUCACCGUCUGGGAGAUUUCAAACAAGCCAUCGAAUACCAUGAACGGCAUCUAAAAAUUGCCAAAGAAGUGGGAGACAGGGGUGGAGAAGGAAUGUCGUAUGGUAAUCUUGCCAACGCGUAUCACAGUCUGGGAGAUUUCAAAAAAGCCAUCGAAUACCAUGAACGGCAUCUAAAAAUUGCCACAGAAGUGGGAGACAAGGCUGGAGAAGGAAGUUCGUAUGGUAAUCUUGGCAACGCUCAUCACAGUCUGGGAGAUUUCAAAAAAACCAUCCAGUUCCAUGCGCAACGUCUAAAAAUUGCCAAAGAAGUGGGAGACAGGGCUGGAGAAGGAAGUUCGUAUUCUAAUCUUGGCAACAUGUAUCACCGUCUGGGAGAUUUCAAAAAAGCCAUCGAAUACCAUGAACGGCAUCUAAAAAUUGCCAGAGAAGUGGGAGACAGGGCUGGAGAGGGAAUGUCGUAUGGUAAUCUUGGCAACGCGUAUCACAGUCUGGGAGAUUUCAAAAAAGCCAUCGAAUAUCAUGAACGGCAUUUAAAAAUUGCGAAAGAAGUGGAAGACAAGCCUGGAGAAGGAAGGUCGUAUGGUAAUCUUGGCAACGCGUAUCACCGUCUGGGAGAUUUCAAACAAGCCAUCGAAUACCAUGAACGGCAUCUAAAAAUUGCGAAAGAAGUAGGAGACAGGGCUGGAGAAGGAAUGUCGUAUGGUAAUCUUGCCAACGCGUAUCACAGUCUGGGAGAUUUCAAAAAAGCCAUCAAAUACCAUGAACGGCGUCUAAAAAUUGCCACAGAGGUGGGAGACAGGGCUGGAGAAGGAAGUUCGUAUGGUAAUCUUGGCAACGUGUAUCACAGUCUGGGAGAUUUCAAAAAAGCCAUCGAAUACCAUGAACGGGGGCACAAAGGGUCGGCAUCCAAGUGGGCAAUUUAG
Molecule: messenger RNA, 1836 nt
Organism: Orbicella faveolata
Lineage: Eukaryota; Metazoa; Cnidaria; Anthozoa; Scleractinia; Merulinidae
Biological process (GO): establishment of mitotic spindle orientation
Cellular component (GO): cell cortex
Molecular function (GO): GDP-dissociation inhibitor activity; G-protein alpha-subunit binding
Source: RefSeq, a predicted model, not a curated record